GUGUGUGUGCAGGGGGGUGGGGGGGUGUCUACAGACCGCGAGGGAGGGAGGAGUUGGGUGUUGCCUCUGUCUCCAAACUGUAGUCAGGAUUCCCAGUCGAGACUCAGCCCCGUUACACUCCGCGACACCUGGCCUGCUACCGCCGUCCCGUGAACUCUGCACCGAAUACAUUUGACUAACGUUAACCGACCACAAUGGGAGUCGAAGGCUGCACCAAAUGCAUCAAGUACAUGCUUUUCUUCUUCAACUUCAUCUUCUGGCUUGCAGGAGGUGUUAUCCUGGGCGUGGCCCUAUGGUUGAGACACGACCCCAAGACCAGCAACCUGCUGGAGCUGGAAUUUGAUGGCGCCCAUGCCCCCAGCACCUUCUACAUCAGUGUCCACAUCCUGAUUGCUGUCGGCGCGGUGAUGAUGGUGGUCGGUUUCCUUGGUUGCUAUGGUGCCAUUCAAGAGUCCCAGUGUCUACUGGGAACUUUCUUCGCCUGCCUGGUCAUCCUGUUCGCCUGUGAAGUUGCAGCUGGAAUCUGGGGCUUCAUGCACAAAGACACAGUGUCUAAGGAGAUGAUCAACUACUACGACUCUGUGUACGAGAAGGCCUUGACACAAAGCCUCACUGACAAGGACAAGAAAACGGCCGCCGCCUCCGUGCUCAAGGUCUUCCAUGAGACGCUGAGCUGCUGCGGUAAAGGCCAGGGCACGGCCUUUUUAACACUGAUCACAGACUCACUGGGCCUGACUGAUCUCUGCCCCAGCUCUGAAACUACAACUAAUUGCCAUGAGAGGAUCGAUGACCUGUUCACAGACAAGAUCUACCUGAUUGGUAUCGCCGCUCUGGUGGUUGCAGUUAUUAUGAUCUUCGAGAUGAUCUUCAGCAUGGUGUUGUGCUGCGGGAUCCGCAACAGCCCGGUGUACUAAAGCGACGCUCGCCAAAUGAAGGAAGGACGACGUCUCUGUCUCUUUCUUUUUUCCUUUUCUUUUAUAAGCAGGAACACGUCACAUAUAUUGCUUGCUGGAUUUAGUCAGCUCUUUGAGAAG
This is a messenger RNA of Etheostoma spectabile (orangethroat darter), 1034 nucleotides long. RefSeq names its product CD81 antigen. NCBI's taxonomy places the organism in Eukaryota, Metazoa, Chordata, Actinopteri, Perciformes, Percidae. The record is from RefSeq and is a predicted model, not a curated record. Gene Ontology annotation, cellular component: plasma membrane. Bases 195 to 914 code for a protein of 239 amino acids. The transcript is spliced from 8 exons.